Molecule: messenger RNA, 1751 nt
Organism: Suricata suricatta (meerkat)
Lineage: Eukaryota; Metazoa; Chordata; Mammalia; Carnivora; Herpestidae
Product: testis-specific serine/threonine-protein kinase 1-like
Exons: 1
Coding region: 314-1561 (415 amino acids)
Biological process (GO): microtubule cytoskeleton organization; protein phosphorylation; intracellular signal transduction
Cellular component (GO): cytoplasm
Molecular function (GO): ATP binding; tau-protein kinase activity; protein serine/threonine kinase activity
Source: RefSeq, a predicted model, not a curated record
ACCCGAAGAAGGGUGUAGGCUCUGAGCUGUCAGCACAGAGACCAAAGCGAAGCCCUAGUGAGGCAUGGACCAAUGCAAUGUCGGUCCCCACAUCCAGUAGGAAAUGGGUAUGAGGCUGGCACUCUGCAUGGCCUGGGCGGCCUUCUGAUGGACCUGACUUACGACAAGGAGGCCACAGUGAAGAGGAAGAGCAGGGAGGCUUACUUUGCUCCCUGAGCAGGGAGGCUUACUUUGCUCCCUGCAUCCCCCAUCUCAGCCCCCACUCCCAGCAACCCGGCUUUAUGACUUCACAUGCUGAGGUCACACAGAGACAAUGCCAAGCAUUUCACCUCUCCAAGUCCAGGCCCAACCAAACCAGAGUCCUCCCCACGGUGUCAGUGAGGACAGUGCCUGCUGGACCAAGUGGAGAGGGGAUCUAGAGCACAGCACAGCAGUUCCAGCCACACCUGGCACCAUGGACGAUGCUGCGGUCCUAAGGAUGAAAGGUUACACCAUGGGCAUCACUCUUGGCGAGGGCUCAUAUGCGAAAGUCAAAUCCGCCUACUCUGAGCGCCUCAAGCUCAAUGUGGCAGUCAAGAUCAUAGACCGCAGGAAAGCCCCCACCGACUUCUUGGGGAAAUUCCUUCCCCGGGAAAUUGAGAUUCUGCCCAGGCUGAACCACCGCUCCAUCGUCAAGACUUAUGAGAUCUUUGAAACAUCAGACGGCAGGGUCUACAUCGUCAUGGAGCUCGCAGUCCGGGGCGACCUCCUCCAGCUUGUCCAAACCCGGGGAGCCCUGCCCGAGGACGAUGCCCGCGACAAGUUCCACCAGCUCUCCUCAGCCAUCAAGUACUGCCAUGACCUGAACGUCGUCCACCGCGAUCUCAAGUUGGAGAACGUCCUCCUCGACGAGAGCUUCAACAUCAAGCUCUCGGACUUCGGCUUCUCUAAGCGCUGCCUGAGGGAUGGCAGUGGGCGGCUGACCCUGAGCAAGACCUUCUGCGGGUCAGCGGCUUACGCAGCACCCGAGGUGCUGGAGGCCGUCCCCUACCAGCCCAAGGUGUGCGACAUCUGGAGCCUGGGCGUGAUCCUCUACAUCAUGGUCUGUGGCGCCAUGCCUUACGAUGACUCCAACAUCAAAAGGAUGCUUCGCCUCCAGAAAGAGCACCUCGUCCACAUCCCCCAUUCCAGGCACCUGACGGGUGAGUGCAAAGACCUCCUCUACCGAAUGCUGCAGCCGGAUGUCCGCCGGCGGCUGAACAUCGACGAGGUCCUCAGCCACUCGUGGCUGCAGCCCAAGGCACAGGACCCGGCCCCUGGACCCGUCACCAAUGAAGCAGGGAGCUCCCGGUGCACUGAGCCCUCAUGGACCCCUGAGACUGCUGAGCAAUCCUCCACCAAGGUGGAGACCCGGGAGGAGGCCCAGGCUGAGAGCUGGCCUGAGGCCAAACUCGAUGAUCAGACAUCACAAGGGCCGGGAUCGAGACAGUCAUGUCCCAUGGGAUCACCCCUGCCAGGCAAGCUGCCUAGCAGGGAGACACAAGAAGGGGCUCCCUCACACCCUCCGGGACUACACACCUAGCGAGUCUCUCUCAGACCAGGGGGCUGGCAGGGAAUGAUGCAGAGCUCAUAGCUUUGAGCCUGAGCUCCAAAGGAGCCAAGGGACAAAUGGAAAACUGUACUGGUUGAUCCCAUUACCUUCCUUUUUCCCCCGUCCCUUUGAACUUGGAAGCCCACAGGGCGAAAAAAAUCAAUAAAGCACUGUUAUUUAG